UCUUUCACGCUUCAAGGAAAUAAUUCCCCUUCUGCUUUCUUCCGUACUGUUUUCAUAUACCGCUCCCCUAACCCACUUAGUGACGAAACGGCCUCACCUAGUACCAUAGACCCGUCUUGCUACCGCCUUGGAUUCGAGAUGAUUCUAGAGAGCAUGUAAACAAACGUUGAGACGAUCUGACUUUGUCAAAUGAACACUCCAUGAAGCAACGUGAAACGCAACGAUACUGAAUUGUGUGUUUUGUACCGCUUUGUAGAUUUUGAAAUAACUCUGGUCUCUCUUCCAUUGUCGAAUAAAUCUUUCGCCUUUUACUAGAUUUUGAAAUUUCUGUUAAUAUAAGAAUGGCUAGCGGAGGAGAAAAUCCCGAUCAACCAAGACAACCCCGAGAUUUACAGGGGCUGCUCAAGUUUGCCAUGGAAACAACAAAAUCCGAGGAUGCGCCAAAUCCGUCUCAAUUCCAACAAAUGGAUGAGGAACGACGGAGGUUUCUCGAGGAAGCCAUCAAUUCUUUUACGGUUGACGUGGUUAAGAGAAUGGAAGAAUCCAUGACGGUCAUAAUGGAUCCGAAGGCUCAAGAAUCGGACAAAGUUACAGCUAUUGAAGAGAUAACCGAUUUCAUACAGGAUAUCAAUGCAGCCGAUGAUUUCUGCAAAGUGGGUGGGUUAGUGAUUGUUCCACCAGGGUUAAACUCCCCGAGUGCCGAUAUUCGCGUUGCAACACUUGGGCUAGUGGCUGGGCUAUCACAGAACAAUCCAUACAGUCAACAAAAAUUGCUAGAAGCAAACAUUAUGCCGCGGCUUGUGGAACUGCUUUCGGAUGAGGAUCAGGUUGCUGCCAAAGCGAUGUAUGCAAUUUCCUGUAUGGUGCGGAACAAUGCCAACUGCAUGGAAGCUUUCGCCGAUAUGGGUGGCAAGGAGUGUAUAAUUGGAUGCAUACAGUCGGAAAACACACAACUACGGGUUAAAUCGGUUUUCCUGAUGGCUGCCAUGUGCCAGGCAGACUCUGCUGUGAGGGACGAAUUUAUUCUGCUUAACGCCGUGGAAAAUGUGGCCGCAUCAAUUAAGCCUACGAGUGGAUACAACCAGAAGCUGGAAAUUUCGCUGAUGGCACUCGAUCUUUUAGCACUGUGUGAUGAGGGUGUUCACAGGUGUCAAAAUGAGGACUUAAAUCUUAAGUCGAAGUUGGAAUCAAUUUUGAAAUUAGAUGAUGGGUCCGAGGAGUGCGCGGAAAUAAGAGAAAAUACAAAUUUUAUACUCAAGCGAUGUUUCACAAGCGUAAAUGGUUGUACCGACCGAUAGAAUCAGCUCUACAAAUUCUCUUAGAGAUAAAAUACCCCCAAGAUUCGCGUAAACAAUUGAUUCUACGCAUUAUAAAGUAAGAAACAUUUUAGAAAUAAAGAAAAGAAAAAUGUGUAGUUAUUAUUUCAAU
Molecule: messenger RNA, 1428 nt
Organism: Toxorhynchites rutilus septentrionalis
Lineage: Eukaryota; Metazoa; Arthropoda; Insecta; Diptera; Culicidae
Product: hsp70-binding protein 1
Exons: 4
Coding region: 342-1298 (318 amino acids)
Source: RefSeq, a predicted model, not a curated record